This is a messenger RNA of Episyrphus balteatus (marmalade hoverfly), 1651 nucleotides long. RefSeq names its product tubulin gamma-1 chain. Gene Ontology annotation, biological process: mitotic spindle organization; cytoplasmic microtubule organization; mitotic cell cycle. The transcript has 6 exons. Gene Ontology annotation, molecular function: structural constituent of cytoskeleton; GTP binding. Gene Ontology annotation, cellular component: gamma-tubulin complex; cytoplasm; spindle. The coding region runs from base 156 to 1520 and encodes 454 amino acids. NCBI's taxonomy places the organism in Eukaryota, Metazoa, Arthropoda, Insecta, Diptera, Syrphidae. The record is from RefSeq and is a predicted model, not a curated record.
AACAAAUGUCAAAACACACCAAAUGCCUCAUCCGUUUAUUUUCAAAAAAUUAAUUUCAUGAAAAAAUAGGAAAAAUACGCACAAAAAUCUUCCAAAAAUAUACUCAAAAUACAUAAAUUUCUUUCAUUUAAUAAAUUCUCUACUAAAACUACAAAAUGCCUAGUGAAAUAAUUACCCUACAACUUGGACAAUGCGGAAAUCAAAUUGGUUUUGAAUUUUGGAAGAGAUUAUGCCUAGAACAUGGAAUCUCACCAAAUGGUGUAUUGGAAGAUUUUGCCACAGAUGGUUUGGAUAGAAAGGAUGUUUUCUUCUAUCAGGCUGACGACGAUCAUUAUAUCCCGAGGGCAGUUCUCCUCGAUCUUGAACCUCGAGUUAUUCACACCAUCAUGAGUUCUCCAUAUGCAAAGUUGUAUAAUCCUGAGAACGUCUAUCUCUCCAAACACGGCGGUGGAGCAGGUAAUAACUGGGCAUCUGGUUAUAGUCAAGGUGACAAACUGCAAGAAGAAGUUUUCGAUAUAAUCGAUCGGGAAGCCGAUGGUAGUGACAGUUUGGAAGGAUUUGUCCUUUGCCAUUCGAUUGCCGGAGGAACUGGUUCCGGCAUGGGUUCGUACAUUAUGGAACGACUGUCGGAUCGUUUCCCCAAGAAACUCAUUCAAACGUACAGCGUCUUCCCGAACCAAGAUGAAAUUAGUGAUGUAGUCGUGCAGCCUUACAACUCUCUGCUGACUCUGAGACGCUUGACUAGUUGUGCCGAUUGCGUUGUGGUGUUGGACAACACUGCACUAAAUCGCAUUGCAACCGAUCGACUGCACAUCCAGAAUCCCAGCUUUACCCAAAUCAACACUUUGGUGUCGACAAUUAUGUCGGUGAGCACGACAACUCUGCGAUAUCCAUCGUACAUGAAUAAUAAUCUCAUUGGACUGACGGCUCCCCUGAUUCCAACGCCCCAAUUGCACUUCCUUAUGACUGGGUACACUCCUUUGACUACGGACAAUGACCAAACAAUGAAUAUUAGAAAGACAACAGUUUUGGACGUGAUGAGGCGUCUUUUGCAGCCAAAGAAUAUGAUGGUAUCGACUGGACCGGACAAGACAAAUCACCAUUGUUACAUAUCAAUCUUAAAUAUCAUUCAGGGUGAAGUAGAUCCAACUCAAGUCCACAAAUCACUCCAACGAAUUCGGGAGCGUAAACUUGCCCAAUUUAUCCCCUGGGGGCCGACAAGCAUCCAAGUGGCUCUUUCUCGCAGCAGCCCGUAUGUUCAGAGCAGCCAUAGAGUAUCUGGCUUGAUGUUGGCCAAUCACACUAGCAUCUGUUCGCUGUUUGAACGCGUUCUGAGUCAAUAUGAUAAGCUGAAGAAACGUGGAGCGUUUUUGGAUCAAUUCAAACGUGAAGACAUUUUCAAAGAUGAUCUUUCUGAAUUGGAUGAUUCUCGCGAUGUUGUUGAUUGCCUAGUGCAGGAAUAUGAAGCAGCUACACAGCCCAAUUAUCUUCAUUGGUCAGCAAAGAAGCCACAGGAGUAGACAAAAUUCUAUUCCCUGACUUGCACUUUUAAGUAUUUUUUUAAUAACAAUUUAUGUUUUGGCUCUCUAAGUUUUGUUCAUUUGUUCUUAUGUCCCUCGUUUCAUUAAAAAAAAAUCACAUUUUAUCGUUA